This is a messenger RNA of Pelobates fuscus (common spadefoot toad), 5637 nucleotides long. RefSeq names its product mucin-2-like. The transcript has 5 exons. NCBI's taxonomy places the organism in Eukaryota, Metazoa, Chordata, Amphibia, Anura, Pelobatidae. The coding region runs from base 39 to 5579 and encodes 1846 amino acids. The record is from RefSeq and is a predicted model, not a curated record.
GGCUUUGUAUCGGAGAGGGUAGCUUUUAAACCUGGAACAUGACCCCUAGAAAUGACUGUAUUCUAUAUGGGAUAACACUAAUAUUUCUCGUAACGUCUGGCAUUUUGCCCGCAUUUGGACAGAAUACAAGCCCAGGAGAGACUGGGUCUACUUUAUAUGGGCCCCUCAUCACUGCUCCCACUGGAAAUGAUAAUACAGGAAGCUCUAUCACUACUUCAAAUAAUGAGUAUACUAUCUGUAUAGAAGUAAGAACCACCUCUGAAUCUGUUAGUACUACGAGGCUUGUCUCAUUAACUCAACCUAGAACUGGAACAGAUCUUUAUACAAGUACAGGAACCAGCAAUAUAACUGUAUCAUACAGCUCAACUAAUACCACUGGUGGAAUAGGAACCAAGAGCCCAACUGCCACCACUAUCAGUGUUGGAACUAUAGCAGGAGAUCAGUCUAGCACUCUUACUGAAUCACAUAGCCCAACCACCACCAGUGCCACUACUGGACUUGGUACUGGAACUGAAACCAGUUCACAUAGCCUAACUGCCACACAUCCCACUGCUGGAUCAGGUACUACAACUGAAACAAGUAAUAGUACUGGGUCACAGAGCCAAACAACCAUCGGAACCACAUCUGUACCUGGCACUACAACUGAAUCCAUUACUAUUACUGACUUACGUAGCCCAAUUGCCACAAUUACCACUGCUGGAUCUGGUACUACAGCUGAAACCAGUAAUAUUACUGAAUUAUAUAGUCCAACCACCAGUACCAUUGCUGAAAUGAAUACAGGAUCAGAAACCAGUGCUUUUACCGAGUCCCAGAGCACAACUACAACUAGUAUCCCUGGUGGACUUAAUACAACAGCUGAAACCAAUACUAUUACUGAAUCACCUAGCCUAACCACCAUUGGCACCACUGCUGGACCUGGCCCUACAGCUGAAACCAUUACUAAUACUGAGUUAUAUAGCCCGACCUCCAACAAUACCACAUCUGUAGCUGGUACUACAGCUAAAAUCAGUACAACUACUGAGUUACAAAGCCCAGUUGCAACAAGAACCAUGUCUGGAUCUGGUUCUACAGAUGAAACCAGUAAUAUUACCGAGUUACAAAGCCAUAGCACCACCAGUAAUAUUGCAGAAACUAAUGCAGGAUCAGAAACCAGUGCUGUUACUGAGUUCCAGAGCCCAACUACAGUUAGUACUCGUACUGCUGGACUUAAUACAACAGCUGUAACCAAUACUAUUACUAGGUUAUAUAGCCCAACCACCACCAGCAUUAGAUCUAUAACUACUACUACAGCUGAAACCAGUACUAAUACUGAGUUACAUAGCCCAAUUGUCACAAUUACCAUGGCUGGACCUGGUACUACAGUUGAAACCAGUAAAAUUACUGAGUCACAUAACCCAAUCAUUACCAGCACUACUUCUAAAUUUAAUUCAGUAUCAGAAUCCAGUUCUGUUACUCAGUUACAGGGCAUAAAGGUCACCACUAUCACUACUGGACCGAAUACAAGAACUGAAGUUACUACUGAAUUACAUAGCCCAAAUACAACAAGUACCACUGUUGGACCUGGUACAAGAACUGAAAUCAACACUCUUACGGAGUCACCUAUGUCAAAUACCACCAGUACUACUACUGGACUUUAUACAGGAACUGAUGGCAGUACUGUUACUGAGUCACAUGGACCAACUGACACCACUACUGGACCUAGCACAAGUUUUAUAACCAGUACCGUUAGUGAAACAUAUACCCCAAAUGAUGUCAAAACUAGUUCUAUUACUUACUCACGUAGCCCAACUGAUCCCAACACUGUUAUUAUAUGUUAUACUGCAACAAACUCCAAUUCUGCCCCGAGUACUUUGGUAGAUAUCACUGCGAGUAACAUCACUAUCAGUGUGCCAGGAGCAGAUACAAGUAAUAUCACUAGUAGUGUGCCAGAAGCAGAUACAAGUAAUAUCACUAGCAGUGUGCCAGAAGCAGAUACAAGUAAUAUCACUAGCAGUGUGCCAGAAGCAGAUACAAGUAAUAUCACUAUCAGUGUGCCAGAAGCAGAUACAAGUAAUAUCACUAGCAGUGUGCCAGGAGCAGAUACAAGUAAUAUCACUAGCAGUGUGCCAGGAGCAGAUACAAGUAAUAUCACUAGUAGUGUGCCAGAAGCAGAUACAAGUAAUAUCACUAGUAGUGUGCCAGAUAACAGUACCAGUCAGUCUACAACAUAUCAAGUUACCAACAGCACGUCUGUGCCUAAUAGCACUUUUAUAUCUACAACUCCUUCAUCAUUUGGCAUUUUGCCCGCAUUUGGACAGAAUACAAGCCCAGGAGAGACUGGGUCUACUUUAUAUGGGCCCCUCAUCACUGCUCCCACUGGAACUGAUAAUACAGGAAGCUCUAUCACAUCAUCAAAUAAUGAGUAUACUAUCUGUAUAGAAGUAAGAACCACCUCUGAAUCUGUUAGUACUACAAGGCUUGUCUCAUUAACUCAACCUAGAACUGGAACAGAUCUUUAUACAAGUACAGGAACCAGCAAUAUAACUGUAUCAUACAGCUCAACUAAUACCACUGGUGGAAUAGCAACAAAGAGCCCAACUGCCACCACCAUCAGUGUUGGAACUAUAGCAGGAGAUCAGUCUAGCUCUCUUACUGAAUCACAUAGCCCAACCACCACCAGUGCCACUACUGGACCUGGUACUGGAACUGAAACCAGUUCUAUUGUUGACUCACAUAGCCUAACUGCAACACAUCCCACUGCUGGAUCAGGUACUACAACUGAAACAAGUAAUAGUACUGGGUCACAGAGCCAAACAACCAACGGAACCACAUCUGUAGCUGGUACUACAGCUGAGACUAGUACUACUACUGAGUCACAUAGCCCAAAUGUCACAAUUACCACUGCUGUAUCUGGUACUACAGCUGAACCCAGUAAUAUUACUGAGUUAUAUAGUCCAACCACCACCAGUAAUAUUGCAGAGACUAAUGCAGGAUCAGAAACCAGUGCUGUUACUGAGUUCCAGAGCCCAACUACAACUAGUAUUACUGCUGGACCUAAUACAACAGCUGAAACCAAUACUAUUACUGAAUCACCUAGCCUAACCACCAUUGGCACCACUGCUGGACCUGGCACUACAGCUGAAACCAUUACUAAUACUGAGUUACAAAGCUUAAUUUCCACAAUUACCACUGCUGGACCCGGCACUACAGCUGAAACUAUUACUAAUACUGAGUUAUAUAACCCGACCUCCAACCGUACCACAUCUGUAGCUGGUAUUACAACUGAAACAAGCAAUACCGGUGUUACUGAAUUACAAAGCGAUACCACCACCAGUACCAUUGCUGUAACGAAUGCAGGAUCAGAAACCAGUGCUGUUACUGAGUUCAAGAGCCCAACUACAACUAGUAUCAGUGCUGGCCUUAACACAACAGCGGAAACCAAUAUUAAUAUUGAAUCACCUAGCCUAACCACCAAAGACAGCACUGCUGGACCCGGCACUACAGCUGAAAUUAUUACUAAUACUGAGUUAUAUAACCCGACCUCCAACAGUACCACAUCUGUAGCUGGUAUUACAGCUAAAAUCAGCACUCCUACUGAGUUACAAAUCCCAGUUGCCACAAGCACCAUGUCUGGAUCUGGUUCUACAGCUGAAACCAGUAAUAUUACUGAGUUACAAAGCCAUACCACCACCAGUAAUAUUGCAGAAACUAAUGCAGGAUCAGAAACCAGUGCUGUUACUGAGCCCCGGAGCCCAACUACAGCUAGUAUCACUGCUGGACCUAAUACAACAGCUGAAACCAAUACUAUUACUGAAUCAACUAGCCUAACCACCAUUGGCACCACUGCUGGACCCGUCACUACAACUGAAACAAGUAAUACCAGUGUUACUGAUUUACAAAGCCAUACCACCACCAGUACCAUUGCUGUAACGAAUGCAGGAUCAGAAAACAGUGCUUUUACCGAGUCCCAGAGCCCAACUACAACUGCUGGGCUUAACACAACAGCGGAAACCAAUACUAUUACUGAAUCACCUAGCCUAACCACCAAAGGAACCACUGCUGCACCUGGCAUGACAACCGAAAUCAGUACUAAUACUGAGUUACAUAGCUUAAUUGACACAAUUACCACUGCUGCACCCGGCAAUACAGCUGAAACCAUUACUAAUACUGAGUUAGAUAGCCCGACCUCCAACAGUACCACAUCUGUAGCUGGUAUUGCAGCUAAAAUCAGCACUACUACUGAGUUACAAAGCCCAAUUGCCACAAGCACCACAUCUGGAUCUGGUUCUACAGCUGAAACCAGUAAUAUUACUGAGUUACAAAGCCAUACCACCACCAAUAAUAUUGCAGAAUCUAAUGCAGGAUCAGAAACCAGUGCUGUUACUGAGUUCCAGAGCCCAACUACAACUAGUAUUACUGCUGGUCUUAAUACAACAGCUGAAACCAAUACUAUUACUAAAUUACUUAGCCUAACCACCACCAGCAUUAGAUCUAUAACUACUACUACAGCUGAAACCAGUACUAAUACUGAGUUACAUAGCCCAAUUGUCACAAUUACCAUGGCUGGACCUGGUACUACAGUUGAAACCAGUAAUAUUACUGAGUCACAUAACCCAAUCAUUACCAGCACUACUUCUAAUUUGAAUUCAGUAUCAGAAUCCAGUUCUGUUACUCAGUCACAGAGCAUAAAGGUCACCACUAUCACUACUGGACCGAAUACAAGAACUGAAGUUACUACUGAAUUACAUAGCCCAAAUACAACAAGUACCACUGUUGGACCUGGUACAAGAACUGAAAUCAACACUCUUACGGAGUCAGCUAUGUCAAAUACCACCAGUACUACUACUGGACUUUAUACAGGAACUGACGGCAGUACUGUUACUGAGUCACAUGGACCAACUGACACCACUACUGGACCUAGCACAAGAUAUGCAACCAGUACUGUUAGUGCAACAUAUACCCCAAAUGAUGUCAAAACUAGUUCUAUUACUUACUCACGUAGCCCAACUGAUCCCAACACUGUUAUUAUAUGUUAUACUGCAACAAACUCCAAUUCUGCCCCGAGUACUUUGGUAGAUAUCACUGCGAGUAACAUAACUAGCAGUGUGCCAGGAGCAGAUACAAGUAACAUCACUAGCAGUGUGCCAGGAGCAGAUACAAGUAAUAUCACUAGCAGUGUGCCAGGAGCAGAUACAAGUAAUAUCACUAGCAGUGUGCCAGAAGCAGAUACAAGUAAUAUCACUAGCAGUGUGCCAGAAGCAGAUACAAGUAAUAUCACUAUCAGUGUGCCAGAAGCAGAUACAAGUAAUAUCACUAUCAGUGUGCCAGAUAACAGUACCAGUCAGUCUACAACAUAUCAAGUUACCAACAGCACGUCUGUGCCUAAUAGCACUUUUAUAUCUACAACUCCUUCAACAUUUGAUUCCUCCAAACCAAAUCUUGUGCUGAGAUUCAGGGUGCAAAGUUCCCAACCAGUUGGAAAUGCAAUAUCUGAGCUUAUGAAAGAGAUAUGUGCCAUUUCUCAGGUUAACUCAGCAGGGUCCAUCCUGCUUCACUGGAGACAAGACGGUGCAUAUCUAGACUGUAAGAAUACCCGUUAAACUCAUUCUGAAUUUUCACGGACCAUGUGUAAUGUCUCUUCCCCAAAUCUUGACUUUA